Papilio machaon (common yellow swallowtail) is the source of this 741-nucleotide messenger RNA. Its product is annotated as coiled-coil domain-containing protein 112-like. Bases 1 to 741 code for a protein of 246 amino acids. The record is from RefSeq and is a predicted model, not a curated record. NCBI's taxonomy places the organism in Eukaryota, Metazoa, Arthropoda, Insecta, Lepidoptera, Papilionidae. The transcript is spliced from 6 exons.
AUGAGCAAAACAAGUAAAAAUUCGGAUGAAACUAAUGGAACUACUCUUGCAAAGUUAAGAAGACUGAAGAUACAAGAAAAUGUAUUGGCUUCCUCAAUUAAUAAAUCACUAUCCUCGUUGGGAUUGGACGAAGAGAAUUUCACAAACAUCGACGAAGUUAAAAGAGAUGUUUUAGGGUUGGAAGAAAAGUUAAGAACGUUUAAAUCAUUUUUACGAAGUGAACUAAAUUCAUUGAAAAUUAGUGCGAAAGAAAUUCAACAGCAGUUGUUGAUCAAUCAAAAAGAAAAAAAAGUUUUAAAAAACACAGUAACCAAAACUUCUGCAAAGAAAUUUAAUGAAAUCGUACCGAGUCCUGUCAGAAUUCUUAGAAAUUCUCCAUUCAAGUGUCCGGAAGUACAGAGAUUUCAAGAAUUCGUAACGAGUAGCAAGCGUUACAACGGUUGGAACGAAUACAAUUAUAAUAUUUUCAUACAAAUAUGGAAUAAAUAUUUUCACUCUGGAAAUGGCGAAGAUGUAACAAAUAUUGACGAUGGAACUGAAAAUACUGAACAGUUUCAUCAAUUCAAGAACGAAGUCAUGGCAAAGAUUUCAGGAAUAUCUUAUGUUGAUAUAAAGUCGCAUUAUAAAUGGUAUUCACAAUACGUUUAUUUAAAAAAUAAACAGCAAGAAGCUUUAGAAAAAUGGAAAGAGAAUAAACAGAAAUUAAGGAAACCAGGACAUGAGGUGACUUUAAAAAUGUAG